GUCCAAACGAAAACAAACAUCGUCAUCUCUGGCUGCUGCGACUGUUACUGCGGUGCCACCGUCGCCAUUGAGCCAGUGGAAUCCAACAGGUUCGAGAUGCGACAAACGUUUAUAAACGCCCGCGACACCGAGUAACAGCGGCUAGUAGUGGACUGGUAUCCGAACGAAACUCAGCUUUACAGAAACUAUUUCCUUCGACGUGCGAACGAACGGUGGAACGCUCAACUGUGGAAAAAGUAUCGCAAUCAAAUUCUCAAUUGCAAGUCGAAUCCUUCAACCAGGAAUCCAUUUUGGAUCGUCUGGACGCUGAUCUGACAACUUCCAGAAAUCACGCGUGCUACGCAAUAUCCGUUGAAUUCUCUUCUUGAAGCGUUAUACACUGUAUCCAGCAACUUGAUGUAAACCAUUCGGGCAAAGGACUGCUUAGUGGACACUCCGGCCGUAGCGAACUUCCUGGAAAGGAUCCUCGGUGUUUCGAUAAUAUGUAACUUAUUUAUCUGUGAUUGAGUGCGUGCGUGGCUGUGGCAUAAUCGUUCAAACGAAAUCGAAACGAGUUUGCGGGUACGAGUGUGCGGAUCAAAUUGUGGAGUGGAUUCGAUACUACUCCAACAGUGAAAGCGCCCGUAGACCAAAGCGCAACUCUGUUGCCCUAAGAAAGACCUGUGUUUUUUCAAGCCGGAAUCCAGAAGGUUGUAAGCAGCCGUUUCAAGCCGUAUCAAAGUGGUGCAGAAGUAGGAAAGGAUUUGCCGAUUUUGAGUAUCUUGAGCGAUCAGCACACGGAAACAAACGACCCUGAACGAAACGAAACAAACGGCCACUGUUGGUGACUAUGAAAGAUUUGGCAGAUCUAGCGGCAUACCAACAAUUGAACACCCAGCGGCCGAUCAAAACCAAGCGCAAUCGAUGGAACGUGCCUAUAUCGGAUUUUGCCAAGCUCACUCAUAAUCCCAUCCGUGCCAUCGUCGAGGGGCUCAACAUCCAACCGCACCCGGACAAGCCGCUUAUCGCACUAUCGAUUGGUGAUCCGACAACCUUCGGUAAUCUCAAACCAUCGUCUGAAACGAUCGAAGCGAUCCGGCAGGUGAUCGACGAGGGUACCGGUAAUGGUUACGCGGCCGCCAACGGGCAUCUGGAGGCGCGCGAAGCGGUCGCCCAAUACGUACAGCACCAGGGUCCGGUGACAGCGAACGAUGUGAUACUGUGCAGUGGCUGCAGCAGCGCCCUAGACCUCUGCAUCUCGGUGCUAGGUGGCCAGGGUAAGAACUUGCUAGUGCCCAAGCCGGGCUUCUCGAUUUACCGGACGCUGGCCGAGGGCUUCGGUAUCGAGUGCCGUUCGUACGAUCUGCUGCCCGAGCGCAACUGGGAGGCGAACCUGGUGCAGCUGGAGAAGCUGAUCGACGAGAAUACGUGCGGCCUGGUGGUGACCAACCCGGGCAAUCCGUGCGGCAGCGUGUUCAGCCGGUCGCACCUGGAAGCGAUCGUUGACAUUGCGGAACGCCACUAUUUACCGAUUGUGGCCGACGAAAUCUACGAGCAUUUCGUGUUUCCCGGGCAUGAGUUCCAUGCGGUUAGCUCGGUGUCGCGUACCGUGCCGGUACUGUCGUGCGGUGGCCUGACCAAGCGCUUCCUUGUGCCAGGCUGGCGCAUGGGGUGGAUCAUCGUGCACGAUCGGGGCAACGUAAUGGAGGAAGUGCGCCGCGGGCUUGCCAACCUCUCGGUGCGCAUUCUCGGAUCGAACACCAUCAUCCAGCGGGCUCUGCCCGCCAUCUUGCAAAACACGCCACCCGAAUUUUUCGAAGACCUGGUUGCGACGCUACACAGACACGCGGAGGUAGCGUACAAGUCGAUCAAGCAAAUCCGUGGCCUCAAUCCGAUCAUGCCGGGCGGCGCGAUGUACAUGAUGGUCGGAAUCGACAUCGAGCACUUCCCCGCGUUCGACACCGAUCUGAGCUUCGUCGAGGCGCUGGUGCACGAGCAGAGCGUCUUCUGCCUGCCGGGCCAGUGCUUCGAGUACCCAAACUACAUCCGGCUGGUGCUGACCGUGCCUGAGGAGAUGAUCGUUGAGGCGGUGAAGCGGCUGGCGGAGUUCUGCGACCAGCACUACAAGAUCGACGACGAGAAGCUGCUCGAGCACCAGAAUGGAUUGCUCGCUCAGCUGAACAAGCUCGAGUGAGAGCAAUCUAGACGCCCGGCUGGCGUCACAUAUUUUGAAUUUUUUUUUUUUGUAUUCUCUCCCUCUCUUCCGUUCUCGUUUCUCUUUGCUUUGUCCCUCUUACAAAUAUACAAAUACUCGGGAAAUAAAGGUGAUUAUGUUUCAAUUGUG
This is a messenger RNA of Anopheles aquasalis, 2323 nucleotides long. It is a transcript of the gene Tat, whose product is annotated as Tyrosine aminotransferase. Lineage: Eukaryota; Metazoa; Arthropoda; Insecta; Diptera; Culicidae. Gene Ontology annotation, biological process: L-tyrosine catabolic process; biosynthetic process; L-phenylalanine catabolic process. Gene Ontology annotation, molecular function: L-tyrosine:2-oxoglutarate transaminase activity; pyridoxal phosphate binding. The record is from RefSeq and is a predicted model, not a curated record.